AUGGCUCCCAAUCCCUACCUCUUAGCCGCCGACAACCCGGACGCCCUGCUUACUCUCCUCCGCGAGAACCCCGCCAUUGCUUCCAGCCAGGAUGAGCACGGCUACUCCCUUGUCCACGCCGCCGCGAGCUACAACCACCUCGAGCUACUCCGCGCCCUGAUCCGCGAAUUCAACGUCAACGUCGACAUCAAGGACGAAGACGAAGAGACCGCGCUCUUUGUGGUCGAGACCGUUGCUGCCGCAAAGUGCCUGGUCGAAGAGCUUGGCGCCGAUAUCAACGCCAAGGGCGCCGACGGCAUCACUGCCAGCCAAAAGAUUGAGGGCGAGGGAGACUACCCGGAGAUUGCCGAGUACCUGCAGGGCAUCGAGACACGGAGAACCGCCUCUGCCGCUGCUGCUGCAGAAGCUGCUGCUCCUACUUCUACCGCCACCUCCACCACCACCACCGAUACCGCUGCCCCGCCCAUCGACAUGCCGCCCGUCCCCGAAGGUCUCGCCGUGACGCUCGGCACCAUGGACCAAGCCGAAGAAGUUCCUGCCGAAGUCGACCCCGAGUUCAAGCGCCGGAUAGAGCAGCUGGCCGAGAGGGAGGACUUCCACACCGCCACGGGCCAAGCUGAGCUGCGCCGCCUUGUCGAAGAUGCCGUCCUCGGCCAGGACCUGGGCGACGAACGCAGUGUGCGUCAGAAGCAGGUUUAA
Colletotrichum fioriniae is the source of this 699-nucleotide messenger RNA. RefSeq lists its product as uncharacterized. The record is from RefSeq and is a predicted model, not a curated record. Gene Ontology annotation, molecular function: protein binding. Lineage: Eukaryota; Fungi; Ascomycota; Sordariomycetes; Glomerellales; Glomerellaceae.